GUCAUUUCAUAUUCCCAAGCUACUUAACUUGAGAAAGGCAGAAAAGUACUUUUAGCUACAAGUUUCUCUUUCUCUUCUCUUCAAGUCAUUCUUCUUUCCCCUCCUUCGGCCGUCAACAUGGAAAUCGUAGCUCUUGUCAUCGGAGUGAUAGGCAACAUCAUCUCAGUUCUCAUGUUUCUUUCUCCGGUAGGGACAUUCAUUAGGAUAGUGAAGAAUCAAUCGACUGAGGAAUUUGAUAGCCUUCCAUACAUUUGUACACUGCUAAGUUCAUCGUUGUGGACUUACUAUGGAAUUAUAAAGCCAGGGAGUUUUCUUGUAUCCACUACCAAUGGUUUUGGAGUCGCCGUUGAGAUUAUAUACGUGUCCUUGUUCCUUCUAUUUGCUCCUCCAAAGAUGAGAUUAAAGACUGCGGUACUAGUUGUGGUUUUAAAUGUGGUGUUUUCAGCGACAGCUAUUCUGUUGGCACAUUUUGGAUCUCAUGGGGAGAUGAGAAUUGAUGUUAUUGGUUUCUUGUGCUCAGCUCUAAAUAUUGUCAUGUAUAGUUCCCCUCUUAGCGUGGUGAAAACAGUGGUGACAACAAAGAGCGUUGAGUACAUGCCAUUCCUUCUCUCACUUUUCUUUUUCUUAAAUGGUGGAGUUUGGACUUUGUACGCCUUGCUUGUACGAGAUUGGUUUCUUGGACAGGAACCUUGGGACAAGGCUUCAUUCCUUUAUGAGUACCUGCUAAAUGAUGUUUCAAUCGGUUGAUAGUGCCAGUACAUUUUUGGGUGCAAAACCUACACCUAAAGAAAAUUUCCUCCUGAUUUGAGAUUGUAUACUUCCAGGCAGGAUCUUUUUUGCUCACAUCUUCAGACUCCCCUUCAUCCAUUUUCUGCAAGUUUUGAUUUUGAAGAGUUCACCUGCUACUACACAAAAAUGAGUUAAAAAUCUUAAUUUUGUCAUUUUUAUUUUGUAAAGCAAAAUUAAAGAUUUAGACAUGAAAAAAGGAUCUUUUACUUUGUAGAAUGUGGACUACUCAUGAAGAUAAAUAAUUAAACAUAAAUUGAAAAAGAUUCCAUGUUUUCCUCGACAACAAUCAAAUUCCAAUUUCCAUAUACAAAAAUCAAAGUUAUUCAACAAUCAACAUACCCACUUGCUCAUAAAUCUAAUCAAUACAUAUAGAAGCACGCACACAUAUAAUCCCAUAUUAUAUUUUGAAAGAGCAAGAGAAAUACUGAACUUGAAAAACUAAUUACAUACAUAUUUACAAGCUAACCGUGAAAUAUAAAAAGAGAGGAAAGUAAUGAGUUCAAAAUAAUAAAGAUUUUAUAUGGAGGAAGGAACAAACCUGUUGAAUUUAAUGUA
Molecule: messenger RNA, 1344 nt
Organism: Nicotiana tabacum (common tobacco)
Lineage: Eukaryota; Viridiplantae; Streptophyta; Magnoliopsida; Solanales; Solanaceae
Product: bidirectional sugar transporter SWEET17-like
Biological process (GO): carbohydrate transport
Cellular component (GO): membrane
Molecular function (GO): sugar transmembrane transporter activity
Source: RefSeq, a predicted model, not a curated record